AUGCGACGCGAGAGCGAGAAUUCCUUCGAGACGGCGCAGCGUGAUGCGGGAGCGGCGCUGCGAAUGGGCAUGGGGCGGCAGCAGCGGCGGUCGCUGCUACGGCAGUGGUUCUGUGAUGCUCCCGAUGGGCUCGUUUCGUCCUCCGUUGACCUGCUCAAUCAGGUCAACGCAGUCAACUCUCUCAACGCAGUCAACGCGGUCAACCGAGUUACUCUAGUCAACGAUUCUUUGACUGCUGUGCAGUCAGGGUCCGGAUCGGGCUGUGACCUUGCAACCAGGGCCGAGCAACUGACGACCAUUCAAACAGAGAUGGAUGCGGGGGAGGUGCGAGUGGGGGAGGUGCAAGUGGGGGAGGUGUUGGGGCGGCCAGCGGGGGACAUUCGGCAGCAGUGGCUUUUGCUUAGAAAGGAGAUAGGCAGGGGGCAGUACGGUGUGAUACGGCGAUGCGUGCACCGCAGCACCGGGGAACACGCUGCCUGCAAGAGCAUCAGAAAGGCUGCCAUUCAGAGUGCUGCUGACGUGGAGGCAGUGCGUAAUGAGGUGGCAUUCAUGGAGGAACUCAAGGGCCAUCCGAACAUCAUUCAGAUUAAGCAAGCUGCUGAGACGAACAAACACGUGCACGUGGUGAUGGAGCUCUGUGAGGGGGGAGACCUGUUUGACCACAUUGACUCGCACGGAAGGCUCUCGGAACCUUCUGCAGCGCGCAUCUUCCGAUCGCUCAUGCUGGCCUUGCAGCACUGCCACUCGCACGGCAUCGUGCACCGCGACGUCAAACCCGAAAACGUGCUUAUAUCAAACCCUGCUAAUAAUGAGGAGAACGUCGCAGGAGGAGUGUUCAAAAUGUGCCCUGAGCCGCCUGAAAGCGUCAAACUGAUUGACUUUGGAGUUGCGGCGAGAAUGAUUCCGGGGGUUCCUCUUUCUGAGGAGGUGGGGACGGCAGAGUACAUGGCUCCGGAGGUGUUCUGGGGGGCGUACGGCCGUGAGUGCGACGUGUGGAGCGCUGGUGUCACGCUCUUCAUUAUGCUCUGCGGCCAGACUCCAUAUCUACGCUCUAGACCCAGCACCUCUGGCAGCAUCAGCACCAGCGUAAAGAGCAGCAGGGGCAGCAGCAGUGGGGAGGAGGGAGCAGCAGGUGAAGAGGGUGUGUGGCAGAGGGUAUUGGAGGCCAAGCAGAGGGGGUUCAGCCACAGCCGGAGGUGGCAGGAGCUGUCGUCACCAGCCAAGCAUCUCAUCAUUCGCAUGCUCUCUGCCGACCCGAGGGCUCGAAUCACUGUGGACGAGAUUCUUGAGCACGAAUGGAUUGCGGCCUCGGAGAAGACAUUAAGGGCAUGGUCGGAACCGGCUCAAUAA
This is a messenger RNA of Closterium sp. Yama58-4, 1350 nucleotides long. NCBI's taxonomy places the organism in Eukaryota, Viridiplantae, Streptophyta, Zygnematophyceae, Desmidiales, Closteriaceae. The record is from the annotation of a GenBank genome assembly.